UUCCGUCCCGGAAGUACUAGGAUGUACUGGCGUUGGGUUGCGUUGUAGGUUUUCUAGCUCUGCUAUCGGUUUGGGGAGAUUCUGGGGGAGCUGGUGUCCCAGAGGUGCGACUCCGCCAGCCCAGAGCCGACCCCAUAACCGGGCUCCGACCCGCCCUUCGCCCUCGGGACCGAUGCCGGUGGCGGCGUCCUGAAGCCCCCCUAGUGGGGCGGAAUGUAAGCCUGCAGGGCGGCCUCGCCUCAUAGCCACGGGCUCCACGGGGCUCCGUGGUUCUCCUACAAGGCCAGGAUGAAAAAGUUUCCGAAGAAAAGCCAGAACGAGAAGUACCGGCUGAAGUACUUGCGGCUGCGCAAAGCGGCCAAAGCCACGGUGUUUGAAAAUGCUGCUAUUUGUGAUGAAAUUGCGCGUCUUGAAGAAAAAUUUCUUAAAGCAAAAGAAGAAAGAAGGUACUUGCUAAAGAAGCUCCUCCAACUUCAGGCACUAACUGAAGGGGAAGUACAGGCUGCACCUCCUUCCCACAGCUCCAGUUUGCCCCUGACUUAUGGUGUGGCCAGUUCUGUGGGUGCUAUACAGGGAAGUGGGCCCAUUUCUGGGCCCAGCACAGGGGCUGAGGAACCAUUUGGGAAGAAAUCCAAGAAGGAGAAAAGAGAAAAAGGCAAAGAGAACAACAAAUUGGAAGUUCUGAAGAAAACAUCCAAGAAAAAGAAAAUGGAGGGAGGUGCUCGCAAGCUGGUUCAGCCCAUUGCCCUGGAUCCCACAGGACGGCCUGUGUUCCCCAUCGGACUAGGGGGUCUAACAGUAUAUAGCCUGGGGGAGAUCAUCACCGACCGACCUGGCUUCCAUGAUGAGUGUGCCAUCUACCCUGUGGGCUACUAUAGUACAAGACUGUAUACCAGCAUGAAGUGCCCAGACCAAGAGUGUCUAUAUACCUGUCAGAUCAAGGAUGGUGGUAUGCAGCCUCAGUUUGAAAUUGUUCCAGAAGAUGAUCCCCAGAACAUCAUUGUUGGCUCUUCUGCAGAUGCCUGUCAUGAAAAACUGCUUAGAACCAUCAGUGCUACAACGGGAAAAAUAAUGCCUAAUCUGCUUGCAUCUGGAGCUGACUUUUUCGGGUUUUCUCAUCCAGUCAUUCACAACCUUAUCCAAAGUUAUCCAGAAGCUCAAAAAUGUGUCAAUUACCAGCUGGUGAAAUUUGAUGCAUGCAAACCUGAAGAGGGGCUACCAGAAAAUGAGAUAGCUAUGAGCUUUGAAGUCUUUCAGAAACAGACUUUUGGUGAAGAUAAUGAUGAUCCCAUUCUGCCAGGAUCUUUGGACCUGCCUGAGCUACAGCCUGCAGCCUUUGUGUCUUCUUACCCUCCUGAGUUCCUGACACGUGAACCCUUGGUAGGCACUCACCUGCAGCACCUGGAGUGUCCAUCACAGUGCAGCCCAGUUCUAUCUUCAGACUGAAGAGAGGAUCAGAUCUCACUUUAUUUUCAUUACAAUGGGAUUUUUGACUAAAACUUAGAAUAUAUGGGAUAAAGACAACCAUGACUGAAGAAGAUUUUUAACACAUUUCAUCAUGGUGGUUCCCAUGGUGAUAAUUUACCCUAGAAGCAACUUCACUUUAUUUUUAGUAAAAAAAAAAAAAAAAAAAAUUCUCUUAAAUAUUUGGUUUUCAUCUUCUUGUAAUCAGCAUAUAAUCCUGUUUGGCUCUACCUAAAGUAGACUUCAGUCUUGCUUAGUCUGUUUGGGCUGCUAUAGCAAAGUACCAAAGACUGAGUGGCUUAGUGACAGCAACUUUAUUUCUCAUUGGUCUGGAGACUGGGAAUUCCAGGUUCAAGGUGCUGACAAUGUCUGGUGAGGACUUAAUUUCUGGUUCAUAGACAGCUAUCUAGCUAUAAUCUCACAUAAGGGACAGAGGAACUCCUAUAAUCCCUUUUAUAAAGGCACUAAUCCCAUGCACAACCCUGUGGCCUACUCCCCUCCCUAAGGCUUCAACCCCCCACACCAUCUCAGUAAGGAUUAGGAUUCAAUUUAUGACUUAACCUAAUGAGUGUAUAGUAGUUGCCAAUUUUUGAGUAAGGUUCCAAAUCCUCUUUAGCCCAUUUUCCCAUUCCUUAUUGGAGAUUGUACUUUUAGUUCUGGGUGCUGAAACCGAACAGCACAGAUUUGCAUGUGACAUAAUUGGGAGUAGUUCCCAUCUCCCUCGCCCAACAGAGUGGCUCAGCAUUUCAUUUUAACCAUGUAGAGCAUAAUUGCAUGCUGUACAACGGAAUUCUUUGAACCCUGUACAUAGCCUUAAUGUGGACCUUAGUAUAUCAACUAAUCCCAUCAGUGCAACCUCACACUACCUUGUGCAUUGGCUCAGCUCCCCCUACCAGGUGCCCAAGGCUAGCUUCAGUAGGUAUGGAGGGGAUAAAAAGAAAA
Molecule: messenger RNA, 2406 nt
Organism: Perognathus longimembris pacificus (Pacific pocket mouse)
Lineage: Eukaryota; Metazoa; Chordata; Mammalia; Rodentia; Heteromyidae
Gene: Fyrd1
Product: transforming growth factor beta regulator 1
Exons: 9
Coding region: 289-1446 (385 amino acids)
Biological process (GO): regulation of cell cycle
Cellular component (GO): nucleus
Source: RefSeq, a predicted model, not a curated record